AUGAUUAAAAAUGGAAUUACUGAUUUCCUUUUUUUCAGUAAAAAUUAUAAAGCAAAUAAAGUACUUAUAGAAUACAGUGAUAAAUUUGUUAUGCUUUCCAUAAAAAAGGGAUUUGCAAAUAUAACAAAGAAAGAAGUUUAUUAUAAUUGCGCAAAAGUUGUCAUUUGUUACAAUUCAAUUUUUCAUAAAAAAGAUGAGAGUAAAAUUCCUUUUUUUAAUACAAAUAAAUUGUGUUCAAAUGUUAGAGAAAAUCUAAUAGAAAGAAAAAAAACAGAAAUUUGUUUUGAAGAAAUUAUAAAAAUUUUAAAAUCUUUAAAAAAUAAAAAUUUUAUCUAUAAGGAGAAAAAUAUGGAAAAAAAGAUUAAUUUUCUUUUGCCUUAUAUAUAUGAAGAAUGUAAAAGAAAUUAUGUUCACUUUUCAUGCAUCUUGCAUAAUUUUCAUAAAUUAAAAAAUAAUUUUACAAAAGAAUACAAAAUAAAGACAUACAAUGAAUUUAAUAAAAUAUUUCUCUAUAAUAUUAAUCUUUUUAGUUUAAAAGAAUUAACUAUCAUAUUGAAAUGUUUAUUAGAAGAAAAUCACAUGAACAUGAAUAAUAUUAUUCAUUUUUGUAUUUAUAAAUUUAUCUAUUACUUAAGUAUAGAUGUUUUAUAUAAAAAAGAUCAAGUAUUCUAUUCUAUCUUUUUUUCUAUUUUAAAUGAUAAUUUUAAGGAACAUUUACAAAAAUUUUUUUCCUUAAAUAUAAAUACUAUAAACACUGAUUCUAACAUAAAUUACUUUUAUGAUGUAAUAUAUAAUUUAAAUAAUUAUGAUAAAAAAGUCAAAAUAAAUUAUUUCAAAAAUAAAUUAUCAAAACACGUAAAUAACUUUUUUAAUUUACAUGAUGUAUCAUCAUUCAUGUCUUUAUUAAAAAAUCAUAAUUUAAAAUUUUUGUCAUUUUAUGCAUUUUUAUCACAUUUAUUUUUAUCAUCCCGUUAUUUUGAUAUGCCAAACCAUUUUCAGGAACAUUUAGAACAAAAUUUUUUAAGUUAUGAAAGAAAUGGAAAUUUUGUUUUUUCUCAAAGAAAAUCAUGCAAUGAAUCCAAAAAAGAGACCAUAAAUGAACAAACAGAUAAAAAAUUGUUUGAUAAAAAAAUAGAUAAAGUAGUAAAAGAGGAUAAAAUAUAUGAAAUAGAAAAUAGUAAAGUAAUAAAAGGUGAGAUAAUUAAUUACUGUACAUAUCUAAGCAAAAAGGGGAGUAUUAUUUUUCCUUCAAUAAGAGAAAAGGAAAAAUUAAAUAUUAAAGAAAAUAUUCUUCACAGCAUUUCUGUCAUAAUUUUUAUAAGCAUUAAAAGCAAGCUUAAAAAUAAAUUUAUAUAUAUACUGGCGAAUCAUUUAUUAUUAAAUUAUAUAAAUUAUAUAAAUUUAAUUGAUAUAUGCAAUAUAUUUGAUUUAUUUAUAUACGACGCUAAAAAUUAUGAUAAACAAUUAACUAUUUUUAAUAAAAUGAAAAAUUUAAUUUUAAAAGAAACUGAUAUAAAAACUUUUGCCAUAUUCUGUAUAAGUAUAAUGAGAAUAAAAAAAGAAUUAAAUAAUUAUUUUAACGAUAGUAUUAUUUCCAUAUAUAAAGUGAUUCUAAAUAAAAAAAGUAAUAAAAAUAAGUUUAUUAGGGAAAAUGUAGUAAUUUUUGCUAAUAUUUCAAAUUUUUUAUCAGACAAAAAAAUUAGUGCAUUAUUUUAUUUAUGUUAUAUAAAUAAGUUUAAUAAUUUUUUAAAUUUUCUAAUUGUUCAAAACAGAACUAACAAUUGUAAUUUAUUUAUGAAUAUAAUUGAUAUUUAUGAUAUACUUAAAGCAUUUACAAUAAAUAUUAAAAUUUAUGAAAGUAAUGAUUUUUCCUUAAAAAAAAAAAUAAACCCUUAUUUAAAUUCCUUAUUUAUUUAUAUGCUAAAAUUUUUAGAAGAUAUGUGUUUCAAAAAAAUUACUUUACAUGAAGAUAAAUUUUUUUAUUUUUUACAUCCUAAUUUAAACGAUGUUAAUAAAUUAAAAGUUUUGAACAAAAUAUGUUAUUAUUUGAAUUUGUUAUUUCCUCUAGUUAAAAUUUUGAGAACACGAAAUAUAAUUAAUAGUACAACUUUACAAUUGUUUUCAAAUGUUUUAUGCUCUUUUAAAAAUAGUAUAUAUAAAAAUUAUGAAAUUACUCUUUUUAAUAAUAGUAAUAAUAAAAAUUACAUAAAUAUUUUAAGUUUUAUAUUUAUGAUUAAUGGCCAUAAUGAAUGCUCUUAA
This is a messenger RNA of Plasmodium relictum, 2259 nucleotides long. RefSeq names its product conserved Plasmodium protein, unknown function. The record is from RefSeq and is a predicted model, not a curated record. The transcript has a single exon. The coding region runs from base 1 to 2259 and encodes 752 amino acids. Lineage: Eukaryota; Apicomplexa; Aconoidasida; Haemosporida; Plasmodiidae.